AUGGACUGGGACUACGACGGCGGCUACUCGACCAACUACAGCGAAAAUGAAAUAGAUCUCGCUACCGUGUUGAUGAACUUGAAGGAAGACUACCCCUCGCCGGACGGAAGUUGCAACGACCACCACGAACCUUCGUACUAUGAUUCGACGACGACGGGCGACGAUCACCAGCAUCAUCGCCACCAUCAACUGCUGCAGUGGCAAUACCCGUCCGACGAACAGCCACCGCACGUACUCGUGUACAACUCGCUGGACCACCCAAAUACCGAGAACUGUCUACUACCCUCUAUAUUAGGUAAGUGUCAAGUACCUGGGCUGGAUUGGACAUAUUUGAUCUGCCGAGUUUUUUGUGAUUUAUCGGUCCACUUACAAAUUUACUCUCAACAACACCUACCACCAUGUAUACUAUGGUCUGUGCAAGUCCAACAUUUAGACUCAAUUUUUUCAAUUAUAAACUCUUAACACAUUUUCAUUUAACAGCCUCGUGACUCAAACGGCCCAAAAUUUUCGCGGUUCACAAAGUGUUACUCGAUAAUUCGUCAGACUUUACUGUAGACAUUUUAUACUUGGUGGGGUGAGUUACUGUAUUAUAAGGCUUACAGAUUUUGCUAUAAAAGUAUAUAAUCUCCCCUCCUAAAACAAAUCCAUAAUUACGCCACUGGUACUUGCCUAUUCCUAUAUACAUAGGUAUGAUUAGGACUACUAGGAGAGUACUAUCUCGUCGCACCUCUGAGAAUUAUCGGUAUAAUUUUUAGGCCAUUAUCUAGUCUAUAUCCAUCGUAUCGUUGUAUCGGUAUA
Molecule: messenger RNA, 798 nt
Organism: Diuraphis noxia (Russian wheat aphid)
Lineage: Eukaryota; Metazoa; Arthropoda; Insecta; Hemiptera; Aphididae
Biological process (GO): regulation of transcription by RNA polymerase II; cell differentiation
Cellular component (GO): nucleus
Molecular function (GO): sequence-specific DNA binding; DNA-binding transcription factor activity, RNA polymerase II-specific
Source: RefSeq, a predicted model, not a curated record